UACCCUGCAGAGAUGACUGAUCCCAGCCUGCAGUGUUCUACCUCGAUUGUGGUGGCCACUGGUCCGCCAAACAGCAAUGAUCUUCAGUCUCUCCUAACUUGAGCUGGAUGUGAACCAGUGUCCUAGAAUUGAAGAGAUCUCUAUCCUAUCACCUAGGUCUUUGAACCAACCAACUUGCCUGAUCAUGUCAUUUUAAAGUUCCAAAAGCAAACCAGUUCACAGCAGUGUCGUGUUCAGUGGAAGCCAUGUGGGUGACCAACCUUCUGGCCCUCUGUGCCCUAGUGGCUGCAGUGCCCUCGGAAGAUAAGAAGCUGAGUGAUAAGGCAACCACCUUAGCCGACCGCAGCACAACUCUCGCCUUCAACCUCUACCACACAAUGGCUAAAGACAAGAACAUGGAGAACAUCCUCGUGUCUCCCGUGGUGGUGGCCUCCUCGCUCGGCCUGGUGUCACUCGGUGGCAAGGCCACCACAGCCUCCCAAGCCAAGGCUGUGCUCAGCGCCGACAAGCUGAACGACGACUACAUUCACGGUGGGCUGUCGGAGCUCCUGAACGAGGUCAGCAACUUCACUUUCCGCAACGUCACCUGGAAGCUCGGGAACCGCUUGUAUGGCCCCAGCUCCAUCAGCUUUGCUGAUGACUUUGUGAAGAGCAGCAAGAAGCACUACAACUAUGAACACUCCAAGAUCAACUUCAGGGACAAGAGGAGCGCCCUGAAAUCCAUCAACGAGUGGGCAUCCCAGACCACGAAUGGCAAGCUCCCAGAGGUCACCACGAAUGUGGAGAAGACCGACGGGGCCCUGAUCGUGAAUGCCAUGUUCUUCAAGCCUCACUGGGAGGAGAGGUUCCAUCACAAGAUGGUGGACAACCGUGGCUUUAUGGUGACCCGUUCCUACACAGUGGGAGUUCCCAUGAUGCACCGCACAGGUCUGUACAACUACUUUGAUGACGAGGCUGAGAAACUUCAGAUUGUGGAGAUGCCUCUCGCUCACAAACUCUCCAGCAUGAUCUUCAUCAUGCCCAACCAUGUGGAGCCACUGGAGAGAGUUGAGAAGCUGCUGACCAGAGAGCAACUGAAAACUUGGAUCGGCAAGUUGAAGAAGAGAGCCGUGGCCAUUUCUCUGCCGAAAGUCAGCUUGGAAGUCAGCCAUGAUCUUCAGAAACACUUGGCGGACCUUGGCUUGACUGAAGCCAUAGACAAGAACAAGGCUGACCUGUCCAAGAUUUCAGGCAAGAAAGAUCUCUACCUUUCCAACGUCUUCCAUGCCGCGGCCCUCGAGUGGGACACUGAGGGGAACCCCUUUGAUACUGACAUCUACGGCCGAGAAGAAAUGAGGAACCCGAAACUCUUCUACGCCGAUCACCCAUUCGUCUUUGUGAUCAAGGACAAUAAAACCAACUCCAUUCUUUUCAUUGGCAGGCUAGUGAAGCCCAAAGGGGACAAAAUGCGCGAUGAAUUGUAGUUUGAAUUUUCAGGUUUUGGCAGGGUUUUUUUUUUUUUUUUAAAUGGGGAAAUGUUCUUUUGUAUUCUCUAUGAACUGAUGGGUGCUAGCCAGACCAGAGUGCAUUUUGAUGUUAAAUCCAGCAGACAGUUUACCUUGCCAGAAUAUUCCACCAAAAGAAAAUGCGUGGGAGGAACAGGGGAGGAGGGCAGGGGGGUGAAAGGCCCAGGAAUGAUGAGGGACCAAUUCACUGGGAUUCUGUUCCCAACCAGUGGUACAUCUACUGAGAUUUUAGGUUAUGGUCUGUGUCUUCUUCCUCCUUCCUGCAGUAGAAUAAAUCCUUAUGCCAAGCAUUAUAGCACAAUCUGCCAGGAUGCAAACUGUCAGCUGAGGCCACAGUAAAGGUACCAUCACAGUCUCUGUUAUGCCCUUUGUUCUAGACACAUGGAGCAAUGCUUCCCCAUCCCUCUUCCCUGAUUUGUUUGUCCUUAGGGGACAGCUUGCCUCCUGCCACACAUUCCUGGUUCCUUGCACUGGGGGUUUCUUGGCUGAGCUGGAAGCCAGGGGGCUGGUCCCUUUAUCUGUUUGCUCCUUGAAGUUCUUCUGCCUGCAUCUUGCUUGUUAAAGGGAGCAGCAGGGACUGAGUGUGCUCCCGCUUUGCAAUGGAGGCACUGCUGACAGAUGCAGAUGUGAGCUAGUCUAACCAUUUUGGUUACUUUAGGAGGGGGAAACAGACAGUAACAGCCAUACAAGUCAGUAGGUGCUCUGAUGCUGUGGCCCACCUAUGAACAUAGAUACAAGUAGAAUUUUCCCUGUAUCUUCUAAACCACUUAGCCAUGCUCUGAAAUGUUUGUUAUCUCCCCCCAAAUACUUCCAGUUGAACACAAAGUAAAAACCUCUCCACUCCUUACCCAUGGACAGCUGAAAUCUUGCAAAAAUCUGCUUUGCUGGGAAUACUCUAUUUAAAAAAAAUACCCACUUUAAAUCACUCAGCAAUGAGGUGUCUCAGCAAAGGGGCCAAGGACAGCAUAGGCCAUAGAGAUUAAAAGACCCUUUUUCAGGUGGUCCCUUCAGCAGAGGUGAGGUGCAGCUGGGGGAGGGGUGAUUUGCUCUGCAGCUAGCGUGCUCUACCUGCUCUGGAUCAAGAGGAUUUCGGGCUGGGGGGCUACCAAGCAGACAACUCUCACCAGCACUGGGCCCACCCUCGAAAGGUUUCAUUAACCCCUUAGAAAGGAGGGGAGGAAGUUCACGUCUCGUGGUGCUUUUGUUUCAGUUUGUCAGGAUAGACUGGGCAAGAAACACAGUUUACAUUGUGAAGAUUUCUCUCUGCAACUAGAAAGCUAGAGCCCAAACCAUCUCCCAAGGGGAAGACUCCUGCUGACACCUCUCAGUGGGAGCUGGCUCAGACCCUUAAUUUCCUUUUUCUAAAAUAGGAAGGCUUUAGAUCUUCCAUAGCCUGGCUUCCUAAAGACCCUUUCUACACAAUCAUCUUUCCAAGAGGGUUCACUCCCCACUGGCUGACCUGCCUAAGGCACAUAAGGUAACACUUGUAUUUAUAGCUAGGCAUUUUCAUAUUUAUUCAUGAGAAGUGGGAGGUUUCAUGAUCCAACUCCAGCCUAGAGUUGAUGGAUCUAAGUGAAUUUUUCCCCAAGGGACAUUAUCAGGUUGAAGCUUGUAUUUAAAAAAAAAAUAAAUGGUCCUGAUCCUACAAAUUCCUAAGUGUGUGUCUAAUGCUUCUCUCACUCUCACUGCAAAACUGGAACAAAGGGUUAGAUAAUUGUUUGUUUUUUUUCAGUUUAAUCUACUUUCUAUGUCACUGAUGCUGAUUGCAGUUAGGGUGGACGGGGAAACUGGACUGGUUACAGUCACUUUCUAGUUCUCAAGCACAAGCCCGAUCCUGCAGCAUCUGGAUUUCGGAGGCUGACAGAGGUUUAAUUGGUAAAUUUGACUUCCACAAUGGUUUUAAAAAACCCAGCCUUUCCUGUUGAUCUGAAUUUUGGGUGUAUACCUAAAUCUGGGGGCCAAGAUUUGACCUGAUCUUGCCUCUUUAAGUAGAUGAUGUUACAAAAGUAAAGCAUAUGUGCCAAAGUCACAUACAGGUCAGCCCAGAGGGCAACACUGUUCUUAACACCUCAAGUUUGAGCUUUGACAAUCAUUUCCAACGGGGGGGGGGUGAGGCAUAGGCAUGUAUCAGAAUGCACAAAUAUUGCAGUGUGCAUGCUCAGACAAAUCUGUGCACUGAAACCCAUAUCUGUUGCACAAUUAUACAGGAUGGGGGUGGGUGGGAGUGUGGAGAACACACUGGGGGAGUGUCAAUUUGCAUCAUGUGAAUGGAAGGGUCAGCUUUUUCCCCGUUUUGAAUUCUUGUAUCACAAAACUAUGAGUUGUAUAAUUUUGCAAUAAAACUUUUUCAAUUAA
Molecule: messenger RNA, 3860 nt
Organism: Dermochelys coriacea (leatherback sea turtle)
Lineage: Eukaryota; Metazoa; Chordata; Testudines; Dermochelyidae
Gene: SERPINH1
Product: serpin family H member 1
Exons: 5
Coding region: 246-1463 (405 amino acids)
Biological process (GO): negative regulation of endopeptidase activity; collagen fibril organization
Cellular component (GO): endoplasmic reticulum
Molecular function (GO): serine-type endopeptidase inhibitor activity; collagen binding
Source: RefSeq, a predicted model, not a curated record